Molecule: messenger RNA, 10923 nt
Organism: Closterium sp. Naga37s-1
Lineage: Eukaryota; Viridiplantae; Streptophyta; Zygnematophyceae; Desmidiales; Closteriaceae
Source: the annotation of a GenBank genome assembly
AUGACGCCAUGGCGCCGCCACAGACACUGGCAGCUCAAGCCAGCUCGCCGCGAACCACACUGUGAUCAAAUACCCCCUCUUUCUCAUCUCCCGACGCGCGUCGGCAGCCUCCGCGCUCUGCUCCUCGCGUUGCUUCUCCUCCACCCCACGCCCAUCCCCCACAGCAGUCCGCCACAUGAGGGCAGCGCGCGCGGGGCGGGGUGCGCGCGCUGGUACGGCGUGGCGUGGGUGGGCGCGCUGAUUCGCGAGCGGCCGAGGAAGCACCCCGAGAUGGAGGACGCGUUUCGGCAGCGAGUACGUGGCGGUUGGCCCCCCACCUUGACCCCUUCCCGCUCCACCGUCUCUCCCAUGCUGCCCUCCCUCCCACCCAUCCAUGCCAUGACCCCUGUCCCAUGCGCCCCUCACGGGCAGCAGCCCCCAGCUUGCAACACUGCUGCCUCACACACCCUGAACCACGGUCUACCCCCUUGCCUUGACCUGUGCGGCGAGGGACCGUGCCAGGUUGAGGAGCUGCUCGCAUCGUUUGAGACCAGUGCUGACGUGGCGGCGCUGAGUCAGCAGCGCACGGGUCACAGUGCCCCCAUCGUGCUGUAUCCCCUCGCUCACACCCUUCCCCGCCUGCUCUUCUCCAUGCACACCCAUCACCCCUCAUCACCACCCCUGCAGAUGAUCUCACUGGGCCACCCACAGUGCGAGGCAGCGAGGGAGCACACACCGCCGCCUGUGAGCGAGCCCAAGCCCAUCCUGCGAGCGGUGGGGUGCCACAAGGCGGUGGAGUUCAGCGAGGCCCUGCGGGUCGUCACUGAUGAGGCCGUCAACUCGCUCGUGCACCUGCGCGCUGCUGGGGGAGGGGGGGGAGGAGUGGGGGAAGAGGGGGGAGAGGGGGGGGUGGAGGGGAAGGGGUGGUUGGAGACGCGGCGGCGUGUGGAGUGGCGGUUUGGGCUCACGCUGCUGCAGCGGUUUGACUACCAGGCCGUGAACGUGGCUCACUUCAGAGGCUCUCUUUCCCAGGCUCUCUUUCCCAUGCUCUCUUUCCCAUGCUCUCUUUCCCAUGCUCUCUUUCCCAGGCUCUCUUUCCCAGGCUUUUUUUCCCAGGCUCUCUUUCCCAUGCUCUCUUUCCCAGGCUCUCUUUCCCAGGCUCUCUUUCCCAUGCUCUCUUUCCCAGGCUCUCUUUCCCAGGCUCUCUUUCCCAUGCUCUCUUUCCCAUGCUCUCUUCCCAGCUCUCCAGGCUCUCUUUCCCAGGCUCUCUUUCCCAGGCUCUCUUUCCCAGGCUCUCUUUCCCAGGCUCUCUUUCCCAUGCUCUCUUUCCCAUGCUCUCUUUCCCAGGCUCUCUUUCCCAGGCUCUCUUUCCCAGGCUCUCUUUCCCAGGCUCUCUUUCCCAGGCUCUCUUUCCCAUGCUCUCUUUCCCAGGCUCUCUUUCCCAUGCUCUCUUUCCCAGGCUCUCUUUCCCAGGCUCUCUUUCCCAGGCUCUCUUUCCCAGGCUCUCUUUCCCAGGCUCUCUUUCCCAUGCUCUCUUUCCCAUGCUCUCUUUCCCAGGCUCUCUUUCCCAUGCUCUCUUUCCCAUGCUCUCUUUCCCAUGCUCUCUUUCCCAUGCUCUCUUUCCCAUGCUCUCUUUCCCAGGCUUUUUUUCCCAGGCUCUCUUUCCCAUGCUCUCUUUCCCAGGCUCUCUUUCCCAGGCUCUCUUUCCCAUGCUCUCUUUCCCAGGCUCUCUUUCCCAUGCUCUCUUUCCCAUGCUCUCUUUCCCAGGCUCUCUUUCCCAGGCUCUCUUUCCCAGGCUCUCUUUCCCAGGCUCUCUUUCCCAGGCUCUCUUUCCCAUGCUCUCUUUCCCAUGCUCUCUUUCCCAGGCUCUCUUUCCCAUGCUCUCUUUCCCAUGCUCUCUUUCCCAGGCUCUCUUUCCCAUGCUCUCUUUCCCAUGCUCUCUUUCCCAUGCUCUCUUUCCCAGGCUUUUUUUCCCAGGCUCUCUUUCCCAUGCUCUCUUUCCCAGGCUCUCUUUCCCAGGCUCUCUUUCCCAUGCUCUCUUUCCCAGGCUCUCUUUCCCAGGCUCUCUUUCCCAUGCUCUCUUUCCCAGGCUCUCUUUCCCAUGCUCUCUUUCCCAUGCUCUCUUUCCCAGGCUCUCUUUCCCAGGCUCUCUUUCCCAUGCUCUCUUUCCCAUGCUCUCUUUCCCAGACUCUCUUUCCCAGGCUCUCUUUCCCAGGCUCUCUUUCCCAUGCUCUCUUUCCCAUGCUCUCUUUCCCAGGCUCUCUUUCCCAGGCUCUCUUUCCCAGGCUCUCUUUCCCAGGCUCUCUUUCCCAUGCUCUCUUUCCCAUGCUCUCUUUCCCAUGCUCUCUUUCCCAGGCUCUCUUUCCCAGGCUUUUUUUCCCAGGCUCUCUUUCCCAUGCUCUCUUUCCCAGGCUCUCUUUCCCAGGCUCUCUUUCCCAUGCUCUCUUUCCCAUGCUCUCUUUCCCAGGCUCUCUUUCCCAGGCUCUCUUUCCCAGGCUCUCUUUCCCAGGCUCUCUUUCCCAUGCUCUCUUUCCCAUGCUCUCUUUCCCAGGCUCUCUUUCCCAGGCUCUCUUUCCCAUGCUCUCUUUCCCAUGCUCUCUUUCCCAGGCUCUCUUUCCCAGAAUCUCUUUCCCAGGCUCUCUUUCCCAUGCUCUCUUUCCCAGGCUCUCUUUCCCAGGCUCUCUUUCCCAUGCUCUCUUUCCCAUGCUCUCUUUCCCAGGCUCUCUUUCCCAGGCUCUCUUUCCCAGGCUCUCUUUCCCAUGCUCUCUUUCCCAUGCUCUCUUUCCCAGGCUCUCUUUCCCAGGCUCUCUUUCCCAGGCUCUCUUUCCCAGGCUCUCUUUCCCAGGCUCUCUUUCCCAUGCUCUCUUUCCCAGGCUCUCUUUCCCAGGCUCUCUUUCCCAGGCUCUCUUUCCCAGGCUCUCUUUCCCAGGCUCUCUUUCCCAGGCUCUCUUUCCCAGGCUCUCUUUCCCAUGCUCUCUUUCCCAUGCUCUCUUUCCCAGGCUCUCUUUCCCAUGCUCUCUUUCCCAUGCUCUCUUUCCCAGGCUCUCUUUCCCAUGCUCUCUUUCCCAUGCUCUCUUUCCCAUGCUCUCUUUUCCCAGGCUUUUUUUCCCAGGCUCUCUUUCCCAUGCUCUCUUUCCCAGGCUCUCUUUCCCAGGCUCUCUUUCCCAUGCUCUCUUUCCCAGGCUCUCUUUCCCAUGCUCUCUUUCCCAUGCUCUCUUUCCCAGGCUCUCUUUCCCAGGCUCUCUUUCCCAGGCUCUUCCCUUUUCCCAGGCUCUCUUUCCCAUGCUCUCUUUCCCAUGCUCUCUUUCCCAGGCUCUCUUUCCCAUGCUCUCUUUCCCAUGCUCUCUUUCCCAGGCUCUCUUUCCCAUGCUCUCUUUCCCAUGCUCUCUUUCCCAUGCUCUCUUUCCCAGGCUUUUUUUCCCAGGCUCUCUUUCCCAUGCUCUCUUUCCCAGGCUCUCUUUCCCAGGCUCUCUUUCCCAUGCUCUCUUUCCCAGGCUCUCUUUCCCAGGCUCUCUUUCCCAUGCUCUCUUUCCCAGGCUCUCUUUCCCAUGCUCUCUUUCCCAUGCUCUCUUUCCCAGGCUCUCUUUCCCAGGCUCUCUUUCCCAUGCUCUCUUUCCCAUGCUCUCUUUCCCAGACUCUCUUUCCCAGGCUCUCUUUCCCAGGCUCUCUUUCCCAUGCUCUCUUUCCCAUGCUCUCUUUCCCAGGCUCUCUUUCCCAGGCUCUCUUUCCCAGGCUCUCUUUCCCAUGCUCUCUUUCCCAUGCUCUCUUUCCCAUGCUCUCUUUCCCAGGCUCUCUUUCCCAGGCUUUUUUUCCCAGGCUCUCUUUCCCAUGCUCUCUUUCCCAGGCUCUCUUUCCCAGGCUCUCUUUCCCAUGCUCUCUUUCCCAUGCUCUCUUUCCCAGGCUCUCUUUCCCAGGCUCUCUUUCCCAGGCUCUCUUUCCCAGGCUCUCUUUCCCAUGCUCUCUUUCCCAUGCUCUCUUUCCCAGGCUCUCUUUCCCAGGCUCUCUUUCCCAUGCUCUCUUUCCCAUGCUCUCUUUCCCAGGCUCUCUUUCCCAGAAUCUCUUUCCCAGGCUCUCUUUCCCAUGCUCUCUUUCCCAUGCUCUCUUUCCCAUGCUCUCUUUCCCAUGCUCUCUUUCCCAGGCUCUCUUUCCCAGGCUCUCUUUCCCAUGCUCUCUUUCCCAUGCUCUCUUUCCCAGGCUCUCUUUCCCAGGCUCUCUUUCCCAUGCUCUCUUUCCCAUGCUCUCUUUCCCAGGCUCUCUUUCCCAUGCUCUCUUUCCCAGGCUCUCUUUCCCAUGCUCUCUUUCCCAUGCUCUCUUUCCCAGGCUCUCUUUCCCAUGCUCUCUUUCCCAUGCUCUCUUUCCCAUGCUCUCUUUCCCAUGCUCUCUUUCCCAGGCUCUCUUUCCCAUGCUCUCUUUCCCAUGCUCUCUUUCCCAUGCUCUCUUUCCCAGACUCUCUUUCCCAGGCUCUCUUUCCCAUGCUCUCUUUCCCAGGCUCUCUUUCCCAGGCUCUCUUUCCCAGGCUCUCUUUCCCAGGCUCUCUUUCCCAGGCUCUCUUUCCCAUGCUCUCUUUCCCAGGCUCUCUUUCCCAGGCUCUCUUUCCUAGGCUCUCUUUCCCAUGCUCUCUUUCCCAGGCUCUCUUUCCCAGACUCUCUUUCCCAGGCUCUCUUUCCCAGGCUCUCUUUCCCAGGCUCUCUUUCCCAGGCUCUCUUUCCCAGGCUCUCUUUCCCAGGCUCUCUUUCCCAGGCUCUCUUUCCCAUGCUCUCUUUCCCAGGCUCUCUUUCCCAUGCUCUCUUUCCUAGGCUCUCUUUCCCAGACUCUCUUUCCCAGGCUCUCUUUCCCAGGCUCUCUUUCCCAUGCUCUCUUUCCCAUGCUCUCUUUCCCAGACUCUCUUUCCCAGGCUCUCUUUCCCAUGCUCUCUUUCCCAGGCUCUCUUUCCCAGGCUCUCUUUCCCAGGCUCUCUUUCCCAGGCUCUCUUUCCCAUGCUCUCUUUCCCAUGCUCUCUUUCCCAGGCUCUCUUUCCCAGGCUCUCUUUCCCAUGCUCUCUUUCCCAUGCUCUCUUUCCCAGGCUCUCUUUCCCAUGCUCUCUUUCCCAUGCUCUCUUUCCCAUGCUCUCUUUCCCAGGCUCUCUUUCCCAGGCUCUCUUUCCCAGGCUCUCUUUCCCAGGCUCUCUUUCCCAUGCUCUCUUUCCCAUGCUCUCUUUCCCAGGCUCUCUUUCCCAUGCUCUCUUCCCAUCCCAGGCUCUCUUUCCCAGGCUCUCUUUCCCAGGCUCUCUUUCCCAUGCUCUCUUUCCCAGGCUCUCUUUCCCAUGCUCUCUUUCCCAGGCUCUCUUUCCCAGGCUCUCUUUCCCAUGCUCUCUUUCCCAUGCUCUCUUUCCCAGGCUCUCUUUCCCAUGCUCUCUUUCCCAUGCUCUCUUUCCCAUGCUCUCUUUCCCAUGCUCUCUUUCCCAUGCUCUCUUUCCCAUGCUCUCUUUCCCAGACUCUCUUUCCCAGGCUCUCUUUCCCAUGCUCUCUUUCCCAUGCUCUCUUUCCCAUGCUCUCUUUCCCAUGCUCUCUUUCCCAGGCUCUCUUUCCCAGGCUCUCUUUCCCAUGCUCUCUUUCCCAUGCUCUCUUUCCCAGGCUCUCUUUCCCAUGCUCUCUUUCCCAGGCUCUCUUUCCCAGGCUCUCUUUCCCAUGCUCUCUUUCCCAUGCUCUCUUUCCCAGGCUCUCUUUCCCAUGCUCUCUUUCCCAUGCUCUCUUUCCCAGGCUCUCUUUCCCAUGCUCUCUUUCCCAUGCUCUCUUUCCCAUGCUCUCUUUCCCAUGCUCUCUUUCCCAGGCUCUCUUUCCCAUGCUCUCUUUCCCAGGCUCUCUUUCCCAGAAUCUCUUUCCCAGGCUCUCUUUCCCAUGCUCUCUUUCCCAUGCUCUCUUUCCCAGGCUCUCUUUCCCAGGCUCUCUUUCCCAUGCUCUCUUUCCCAGGCUCUCUUUCCCAUGCUCUCUUUCCCAGGCUCUCUUUCCCAUGCUCUCUUUCCCAGGCUCUCUUUCCCAUGCUCUCUUUCCCAGGCUCUCUUUCCCAUGCUCUCUUUCCCAUGCUCUCUUUCCCAUGCUCUCUUUCCCAUGCUCUCUUUCCCAGGCUCUCUUUCCCAUGCUCUCUUUCCCAUGCUCUCUUUCCCAGGCUCUCUUUCCCAGGCUCUCUUUCCCAGGCUCUCUUUCCCAGGCUCUCUUUCCCAUGCUCUCUUUCCCAUGCUCUCUUUCCCAGGCUCUCUUUCCCAUGCUCUCUUUCCCAUGCUCUCUUUCCCAUGCUCUCUUUCCCAGGCUCUCUUUCCUAGGCUUUUUUUCCCAGGCUCUCUUUCCCAUGCUCUCUUUCCCAUGCUCUCUUUCCCAGGCUCUAUUUCUCAUGCUCUCUUUCCCAUGCUCUCUUUCCCCGGCUCUCUUUCCCAGGCUCUCUUUCCCAUGCUCUCUUUCCCAUGCUCUCUUUCCCAUGCUCUCUUUCCCAUGCUCUCUUUCCCAGGCUCUCUUUCCCAUGCUCUCUUUCCCAUGCUCUCUUUCCCAUGCUCUCUUUCCCAGACUCUCUUUCCCAGGCUCUCUUUCCCAUGCUCUCUUUCCCAUGCUCUCUUUCCCAUGCUCUCUUUCCCAUGCUCUCUUUCCCAGGCUCUCUUUCCUAGGCUUUUUUUCCCAGGCUCUCUUUCCCAUGCUCUCUUUCCCAUGCUCUCUUUCCCAGGCUCUAUUUCUCAUGCUCUCUUUCCCAUGCUCUCUUUCCCCGGCUCUCUUUCCCAGGCUCUCUUUCCCAUGCUCUCUUUCCCAUGCUCUCUUUCCCAUGCUCUCUUUCCCAUGCUCUCUUUCCCAGGCUCUCUUUCCCAUGCUCUCUUUCCCAGGCUCUCUUUCCCAGGCUCUCUUUCCCAUGCUCUCUUUCCCAUGCUCUCUUUCCCAUGCUCUCUUUCCCAUGCUCUCUUUCCCAGACUCUCUUUCCCAGGCUCUCUUUCCCAGGCUCUAUUUCUCAUGCUCUCUUUCCCAUGCUCUCUUUCCCCGGCUCUCUUUCCCAGGCUCUCUUUCCCAUGCUCUCUUUCCCAUGCUCUCUUUCCCAUGCUCUCUUUCCCAUGCUCUCUUUCCCAUGCUCUCUUUCCCAUGCUCUCUUUCCCAGGCUCUCUUUCCCAGGCUCUCUUUCCCAUGCUCUCUUUCCCAUGCUCUCUUUCCCAGGCUCUCUUUCCCAUGCUCUAUUUCUCAUGCUCUCUUUCCCAUGCUCUCUUUCCCAGGCUCUCUUUCCCCGGCUCUCUUUCCCAGGCUCUCUUUCCCAUGCUCUCUUUCCCAGGCUCUCUUUCCCAUGCUCUCUUUCCCAGGCUCUCUUUCCCAGGCUCUCUUUCCCAUGCUCUCUUUCCCAUGCUCUCUUUCCCAUGCUCUCUUUCCCAGGCUCUCUUUCCCAGGCUCUCUUUCCCAGGCUCUAUUUCUCAUGCUCUCUUUCCCAUGCUCUCUUUCCCAGGCUCUCUUUCCCAGGCUCUCUUUCCCAGGCUCUCUUUCCCAGGCUCUCUUUCCCAUGCUCUCUUUCCCAUGCUCUCUUUCCCAUGCUCUCUUUCCCAGGCUCUCUUUCCCAGGCUUUUUUUCCCAGGCUCUCUUUCCCAUGCUCUCUUUCCCAGGCUCUCUUUCCCAGGCUCUCUUUCCCAUGCUCUCUUUCCCAUGCUCUCUUUCCCAGGCUCUCUUUCCCAGGCUCUCUUUCCCAGGCUCUCUUUCCCAGGCUCUCUUUCCCAUGCUCUCUUUCCCAUGCUCUCUUUCCCAGGCUCUCUUUCCCAGGCUCUCUUUCCCAUGCUCUCUUUCCCAUGCUCUCUUUCCCAGGCUCUCUUUCCCAGAAUCUCUUUCCCAGGCUCUCUUUCCCAUGCUCUCUUUCCCAUGCUCUCUUUCCCAGGCUCUCUUUCCCAGGCUCUCUUUCCCAUGCUCUCUUUCCCAGGCUCUCUUUCCCAUGCUCUCUUUCCCAGGCUCUCUUUCCCAGAAUCUCUUUCCCAGGCUCUCUUUCCCAUGCUCUCUUUCCCAUGCUCUCUUUCCCAGGCUCUCUUUCCCAGGCUCUCUUUCCCAUGCUCUCUUUCCCAGGCUCUCUUUCCCAUGCUCUCUUUCCCAGGCUCUCUUUCCCAUGCUCUCUUUCCCAGGCUCUCUUUCCCAUGCUCUCUUUCCCAUGCUCUCUUUCCCAUGCUCUCUUUCCCAUGCUCUCUUUCCCAUGCUCUCUUUCCCAUGCUCUCUUUCCCAGGCUCUCUUUCCCAUGCUCUCUUUCCCAUGCUCUCUUUCCCAGGCUCUCUUUCCCAGGCUCUCUUUCCCAUGCUCUCUUUCCCAUGCUCUCUUUCCCAUGCUCUCUUUCCCAGGCUCUCUUUCCCAGGCUCUCUUUCCCAGGCUCUCUUUCCCAUGCUCUCUUUCCCAGGCUCUCUUUCCCAGGCUCUCUUUCCCAUGCUCUCUUUCCCAUGCUCUCUUUCCCAUGCUCUCUUUCCCAUGCUCUCUUUCCCAGGCUCUCUUUCCCAGGCUCUCUUUCCCAGGCUCUCUUUCCCAGGCUCUCUUUCCCAUGCUCUCUUUCCCAUGCUCUCUUUCCCAGGCUCUCUUUCCCAGGCUCUCUUUCCCAUGCUCUCUUUCCCAUGCUCUCUUUCCCAGGCUCUCUUUCCCAGAAUCUCUUUCCCAGGCUCUCUUUCCCAUGCUCUCUUUCCCAUGCUCUCUUUCCCAUGCUCUCUUUCCCAUGCUCUCUUUCCCAGGCUCUCUUUCCCAGGCUCUCUUUCCCAGGCUCUCUUUCCCAUGCUCUCUUUCCCAUGCUCUCUUUCCCAUGCUCUCUUUCCCAUGCUCUCUUUCCCAUGCUCUCUUUCCCAUGCUCUCUUUCCCAUGCUCUCUUUCCCAUGCUCUCUUUCCCAUGCUCUCUUUCCCAGGCUCUCUUUCCCAUGCUCUCUUUCCCAUGCUCUCUUUCCCAGGCUCUCUUUCCCAGACUCUCUUUCCCAGGCUCUCUUUCCCAUGCUCUCUUUCCCAGGCUCUCUUUCCCAGGCUCUCUUUCCCAGGCUCUCUUUCCGAGGCUCUCUUUCCCAGGCUCUCUUUCCCAUGCUCUCUUUCCCAGGCUCUCUUUCCCAUGCUCUCUUUCCCAGGCUCUCUUUCCCAGGCUCUCUUUCCCAUGCUCUCUUUCCCAGGCUCUCUUUCCCAGGCUCUCUUUCCCAGGCUCUCUUUCCCAGGCUCUCUUUCCCAGGCUCUCUUUCCCAUGCUCUCUUUCCCAGGCUCUCUUUCCCAGGCUCUCUUUCCCAGGCUCUCUUUCCCAGGCUCUCUUUCCCAGGCUCUUUCCCAUGCUCUAUUUCCCAGGCUCUCUUUCCCAGGCUCUCUUUCCCAGGCUCUCUUUCCCAUGCUCUCUUUCCCAUGCUCUCUUUCCCAGGCUCUCUUUCCCAGGCUCUCUUUCCCAGGCUCUCUUUCCCAUGCUCUCUUUCCCAGGCUCUCUUUCCUAGGCUCUCUUUCCCAGGCUCUCUUUCCCAUGCUCUCUUUCCCAGGCUCUCUUUCCCAUGCUCUCUUUCCCAGGCUCUCUUUCCCAGGCUCUCUUUCCCAGGCUCUCUUUCCCAGACUCUCUUUCCCAGGCUCUCUUUCCCAGACUCUCUUUCCCAUGCUCUCUUUCCCAUGCUCUCUUUCCCAGGCUCUCUUUCCCAUGCUCUCUUUCCCAUGCUCUCUUUCCCAUGCUCUCUUUCCCAGGCUCUCUUUCCCAGGCUCUCUUUCCCAGACUCUCUUUCCCAGGCUCUCUUUCCCAGGCUCUCUUUCCCAUGCUCUCUUUCCCAUGCUCUCUUUCCCAGGCUCUCUUUCCCAGGCUCUCUUUCCCAUGCUCUCUUUCCCAUGCUCUCUUUCCCAGGCUCUCUUUCCCAGGCUCUCUUUCCCAGACUCUCUUUCCCAGGCUCUCUUUCCCAGACUCUCUUUCCCAUGCUCUCUUUCCCAGGCUCUCUUUCCCAUGCUCUCUUUCCCAUGCUCUCUUUCCCAGACUCUCUUUCCCAGGCUCUCUUUCCCAUGCUCUCUUUCCCAGGCUCUCUUUCCCAUGCUCUCUUUCCCAGGCUCUCUUUCCCAUGCUCUCUUUCCCAUGCUCUCUUUCCCAUGCUCUCUUUCCCAUGCUCUCUUUCCCAGGCUCUCUUUCCCAUGCUCUCUUUCCCAUGCUCUCUUUCCCAUGCUCUCUUUCCCAUGCUCUCUUUCCCAGACUCUCUUUCCCAGGCUCUCUUUCCCAUGCUCUCUUUCCCAUGCUCUCUUUCCCAUGCUCUCUUUCCCAUGCUCUCUUUCCCAGGCUCUAUUUCUCAUGCUCUCUUUCCCAUGCUCUCUUUCCCAUGCUCUCUUUCCCAUGCUCUCUUUCCCAUGCUCUCUUUCCCAGGCUCUCUUUCCCAGGCUCUCUUUCCCAUGCUCUCUUUCCCAUGCUCUCUUUCCCAGGCUCUCUUUCCCAUGCUCUCUUUCCCAGGCUCUAUUUCUCAUGCUCUCUUUCCCAUGCUCUCUUUCCCAUGCUCUCUUUCCCAGACUCUCUUUCCCAGGCUCUCUUUCCCAUGCUCUCUUUCCCAUGCUCUCUUUCCCCGGCUCUCUUUCCCAGGCUCUCUUUCCCAUGCUCUCUUUCCCAUGCUCUCUUUCCCAUGCUCUCUUUCCCAUGCUCUCUUUCCCAUGCUCUCUUUCCCAGGCUCUCUUUCCCAUGCUCUCUUUCCCAUGCUCUCUUUCCCAGGCUCUCUUUCCCAGGCUCUCUUUCCCAUGCUCUCUUUCCCAGGCUCUCUUUCCCAGGCUCUCUUUCCCAGGCUCUCUUUCCCAGGCUCUCUUUCCCAUGCUCUCUUUCCCAUGCUCUUUUUCCCAUGCUCUCUUUCCCAUGCUCUCUUUCCCAGGCUCUCUUUCCCAGGCUCUCUUUCCCAGGCUCUCUUUCCCAGGCUCUCUUUCCCAUGCUCUCUUUCCCAGGCUCUCUUUACCAUGCUCUCUUUCCCAGGCUCUCUUUCCCAGGCUCUCUUUCCCAGGCUCUCUUUCCUAG